Messenger RNA from Schizosaccharomyces osmophilus, 2724 nucleotides. RefSeq names its product U4/U6 x U5 tri-snRNP complex subunit Prp1 (gene prp1). Gene Ontology annotation, biological process: mRNA splicing, via spliceosome; spliceosomal tri-snRNP complex assembly. The transcript has a single exon. Gene Ontology annotation, cellular component: U4/U6 x U5 tri-snRNP complex; catalytic step 2 spliceosome. The coding region runs from base 1 to 2724 and encodes 907 amino acids. The record is from RefSeq and is a predicted model, not a curated record. NCBI's taxonomy places the organism in Eukaryota, Fungi, Ascomycota, Schizosaccharomycetes, Schizosaccharomycetales, Schizosaccharomycetaceae. Gene Ontology annotation, molecular function: protein binding.
AUGGCAACAUUCCACCCAGAUUUUUUAAACAUGGCACCGCCUCCUAAUUAUAUAGCAGGCCUGGGACGCGGUGCUACAGGCUUUACAACACGCUCGGAUUUGGGCCCUGCCCAGGAAUUACCCUCGCAGGAUGCUGUAAAAGCAGCGAUUGAGAAACGAAGAUCUGGUGAAGAGCCUGAAGAAGACGACAUUGACCCUAGGUAUCAAGACCCGGAAAAUGAAGUAGCACUUUUUGCAACAGCUCCAUACGGUGCUGAAGACGAAGAAGCCGACCGUAUUUAUCAAACCGUAGAAGAUAAUUUAAGCAAACGGAGGAAAACUCAGCGUGAACGCCAAGAGCAAUUGCAGCGCGAACGAAUUGAAAAAGAAAACCCCAAAAUAUCUUCCCAAUUCGCUGAUUUAAAGCGUGGGUUAUCUACUUUGACGGAUGAGGAUUGGUUAAACAUACCUGAGCCUGGUGAUUUAACUCGAAAAAAAAGGCCGAAACAGCCCCGACGUGAAAGAUUUUAUGCUACGAGUGAUUUUGUUCUAGCGGGUGCACGUAACGAAGGUCAACUGGAGUCUUCCGUGGCUGUUGACGGUGCAUCCGGUUUAGAAAGUACAACAGAGGAUGACUCUAAAACUAACUUUGUUGAAAUCGGUGCGGCUCGUGACAAAGUACUAGGCAUUAAGCUUGCUCAAGCUUCCACAAAUUUAACUUCAUCUUCCACCGUUGAUCCAAAGGGAUAUUUAACCAGUUUAAACAGUAUGAUACCAAGAAGCAACACAGAUUUGGGUGACGUGAAGAAGGCUCGCAAAUUACUUCAAAGCGUAAUUGAAACCAAUCCCAAACACGCUUCUGGUUGGGUAGCUGCUGCUCGUUUGGAAGAAGUUGCUAAUAAGAAUAGCCAAGCCCGUAUCCUUAUACUGAAAGGGUGUGACAAUUGUCCACGCUCAGAAGAUGUUUGGAUGGAAGCUAUACGUUUGCAUCCGGUUGAUGAAGCGAAAGUAAUAAUUGCUGACGCGGUUCGGAAUCUUCCUCACUCUGUAAAGUUAUGGUUAGAAGCAGAACGAUUAGAAACACAGAGUUCUGCGAAAAAAAGAAUUGUGAAAAAAGCUCUUGAACACAACCCUACUUCUGUCGGUCUGUGGAAAGAAGCAGUGAAUUUGGAAGAAGAAGUAACGGAUGCCAGGAUUUUACUUGCUCGUGCUGUUGAGUUAAUUCCGAUGUCUAUUGAUCUUUGGCUCGCGCUUGCAAGAUUGGAAACAUACAAGAAUGCACAAAAGGUUUUGAACAAAGCUAGGCAGACAAUUCGUACUUCGCACGAAGUAUGGAUAGCAGCUGCACGUUUGGAAGAACAACAAGGAAAUGUUUCUAGAGUUCAAAAAAUUAUGGCUCGUGGUAUUGCCGAACUACAGGAAACUGGCGGCAUGUUACAACGCGAUCAAUGGUUACAUGAAGCUGAAAAAUGUGAAAAAGAGGGAGUCGUUCUUACGGCUCAAGCCAUCAUUAAUACUUGCUUAUCUAUAGGAUUAGAUGAAGAAGAUCAAUUGGAUACUUGGAUGGAUGAUGCUCAGUCUUUCAUAAUUUCAAAAUGUCUCGAUUGUGCUCGAGCAGUCUUUGCUUAUACCCUCCGUGUAUAUCCUACAAAUGAGAAAAUUUGGCUUCGUGCUGUUGAAACCGAGAAGGUUUAUGGAUCUACCGAUACGGUUUGCUCGAUCUUAGAAAAGGCAAUCGAAGCAUGCCCAAAAACUGAAAUUAUUUGGUUAGUCUACGCCAAAGAAAGGAAAAAUAUUGGUGAUGUGAACGGAGCUAGAAAUAUUUUGGGAAGGGCCUUCGACUUUAAUUCUAACAGUGAAGAAAUUUGGCUUGCUGCUGUAAAACUUGAAUUUGUUAACAAUGAAGAUGAAAGGGCUAAGAAAUUAUUAGCACGUGCUCGUAUAGAAUCAGGUUCAGAAAGAAUUUGGACAAAGUCCAUUUCGUUGGAAAGAGUUUUGGGUAAAGUGGAUGGAGCAUUGGCAUUGUUGGAAGAUGCUUUGAAAAUUUUUCCUACUUACGAUAAGUUUUGGAUGAUGAAAGGACAAAUCUUGGAAGACUCUAAUGAUAUUGGGAAAGCGCAGGAUGCAUUUGUAAUGGGUACAAAGCUAUGUCCUCAUUCCAUUGCUUUGUGGAUUCUUCUUGCUAGGUUGAAAGCAAAAGAAACUAUCGUACGUGCAAGAGUUGUUCUUGAUCGAGCCAAAGUUCGUAAUCCUAAGAAUGAACUUUUAUGGCUUGAAGUGUUAAAAAUGGAAAGCAGUAUAGGAAAUACAUCUCAGAUGAAAGCAGCGUUGGCCAAGGCUUUACAGGAGUGUCCAUCAUCUGGAUUACUAUGGUCGGAAGCAAUAUGGUUAGAGCCUAGAGCUCAAAGAAAAACUAGGGCCACUGAUGCUUUGCGAAAAUGUGAAGGUAAUUCCUACCUUUUAUGCACAAUUGCGAGGAUGCUGCAUUCUGAAUCAAAACUAGAAAAAUCACGCGAGUGGUUUAUGAAAGCUAUCAGGGCGGAUCAGGAUAACGGCGAUGUCUGGGUUUGGUUUUAUAAAUUCAGUCUUGAGGUAGGAACCCAAGAACAACAAGAAGAGGUUAUUAAAAACUGUGAAACUGCUGACCCUCGUCAUGGGUAUUUCUGGCCUACCAUAACUAAGGAUGUGAAAAAUGCCAGAAAAAAUAUACCUGAACUUUUAAAGGAGGCAGUCAAAAAACUUUAA